Messenger RNA from Diaporthe batatas, 2187 nucleotides. RefSeq lists its product as uncharacterized. The transcript is spliced from 2 exons. Gene Ontology annotation, cellular component: cytoplasm. Gene Ontology annotation, biological process: protein ubiquitination; Ras protein signal transduction. Bases 1 to 2187 code for a protein of 728 amino acids. Gene Ontology annotation, molecular function: ubiquitin protein ligase activity; zinc ion binding. The record is from RefSeq and is a predicted model, not a curated record. NCBI's taxonomy places the organism in Eukaryota, Fungi, Ascomycota, Sordariomycetes, Diaporthales, Diaporthaceae.
AUGCAUUCCUAUUCCUACCAUCUCAAAAUCGAGCUCUACCCAAGCCCCGACCCCCUGUCGGCCAACCAAACGAUCCGUGACGCACACGCUGGCAGCUCAAGCGGGCCUGUCAUCUGGCAUCCGGACGUGGGGUCCAGCAUCUUCGACAUCCUACCACCUCACCCCGACCGCCGCAGCGACCCUGCCACCUCCGGCUCCUCGAAGAAGCGCGAGAAACAAAGGAGUAUCGACCAGCUCGAACAAUACCUGCCCUCAGAGGACCGCCACUUUCUUCACCGUGCCCCUGCCAGAGUGAUCGACUGCGGGACUUGUAGGCCGCUUCCCCCCGCGGCCGGCGAGGAGGACGGUGAUACCGGGUUACCGAGCACGGCAAGGCGCCGGGAGAGGUCAAGGAGCUUUCCAGCCCCGGGCCACCUGAGCGGUAUUGGACCUCAUUCAGCGGCCAGAGACUGGCGUUUUGGAUCUAUCAGCAUAGAAAGCUUCGACGUGCCCGACGGCUUUCACGGCCAAGGCCCUGGGCAGUCCUGUCCCACCAUGGCAAGCAGUGCUCACCCUUCCCCGGCCGCGUCACUGGGGCCAAAUCUUGGGGGCCCGGGGACCGAUACCAAGGGCGAGUUUGUGCCCCUGACUGGCAAGAAGACAGAGGCUGGUUGGGGGAUAGUGCAUCUCUACCGCGAGCCCCACGAGCCCCACGAGCCGGGCCUCGCGAGCACAUCGACCGAAAGCCUCGGCGGCGGCGACGGCACCAUUCUCUGCAUCCCCGCUGUCCCGGGCUACCUAUCGCCCAUCGGGUUUCUUAAUUUCGUGGGGCGCAAGUGGAUGCCGCAGGUGGCACACUACCGCAUGCUCAUGACCAGCGCCCUCGGCACCUACAUGGUUCUGAUCAAGUGCCGGGAUCACCACUCGGCCGAAGCCUGGAGGAAGGAAUUCGACGGCAAGACGUUCGGCCCCGUGCGUGAGGAGGGCAUCUGCCACGUCACCUUCAUCAAAUCCAUCACGAUCGAGACGCCGUCCCAGCCCGAGGCGGGCUCGUCCAAGAGCUCAGCAGUCACCCACCAUCUCAGCUCGCUCAAGCCGUUCCCGCCCCCGACCCCUGACCUCGUCGAGCUACCCACAUGCACGGUAUGCCUCGAGCGCAUGGACGACACCUCGGGGCUCAUUACCAUCCCGUGUCAGCACAUCUUCCACUGCACCUGCCUACAGUCAUGGAUGGGGUCGGGCUGCCCCGUCUGCAGGGCCACGAACCCGGCUCAACAGUCGGCCGACCCCAGCGACCCGUACUCGCACCCUUUUGGCCACGGCAUCUCCAACAUCUGCGUCACGUGCGACACGACGGAUGACCUGUGGAUAUGUCUGAUCUGCGGCAACGUGGGCUGCGGCCGGUACAAGGGGGGGCAUGCCAAGGAACACUGGAAGGAGACGGCACAUUGCUUCAGCCUCGAGCUCGAGACACAGCACGUGUGGGACUACGCAGGCGACAUGUGGGUUCACCGUCUGAUCCGUGAGAAGGGCGAGGGCAAGGUGGUGGAGUUCCCCAGCACCGACAUGGCGGCGCGCGAAGGGGACAGGCAGGCGGGGCCCGACCUGGACGUGGUGCCGCGCGCGAAGCUGGACAACAUCGGCAUGGAGUACACCAAUCUCCUGUCCAGCCAGCUAGAGAGCCAGCGGGCCUACUUUGAGGAGAUGAUCAGCAAGGCGGCGGACAAGGCGGCAAAGGCGUCUGCUGCGGCGGAGGCUGCUUCCUCCCAGGCGGCGGAGGCGCUGAGCAGGCUCCAGGUCAUGGAGGAGGAGCACAGCACGCUCAAGGGCGAGGUCAUCCCGCAGCUAGAGCGGGACCUUGAGCGUGAGCGCAAGCGCGGUGACAGGUCGACGGAACUGGCAAGAAAGCUAGGCCAGUCCCUUCAGGAGGAGAAGAAGAUCAAUGAGGGCCUGUUGGAGAAGGUGCAGCACGUGAACCGGGCGCUGGAGGCAUGCAGGGCACAGAAUGAGGAGCUGAGCAGGGAGGUUGCAGAGCAGAAGGACAUGAACCACGACCUCACGCUGUUUAUCUCGGGACAGGAGAAGCUCAAGGAGAUGGAGCAGCAGGGCCAGGUAACGCAGGAGGAGCUCGAGGGGGGCGAUGCCAGCGUGCCUGAGAAGAAGGGCCGGGGCAAGGGCAAGAACAGGGGAAAGGGGAAAGGCAAAUAA